Messenger RNA from Hordeum vulgare subsp. vulgare (domesticated barley), 1910 nucleotides. RefSeq lists its product as uncharacterized. Bases 591 to 1529 code for a protein of 312 amino acids. The record is from RefSeq and is a predicted model, not a curated record. The transcript has a single exon. Gene Ontology annotation, cellular component: membrane. Lineage: Eukaryota; Viridiplantae; Streptophyta; Magnoliopsida; Poales; Poaceae.
CACAUUUCCAUCCGAGACCCUGAAAAAAAUGCGUCCCCAUCAAAACCCUCUCUCCUUCCUUUCCUUGCUGUCUCUCUCUUCCUAAAAUUUCUCCCUCUUUCUCUCUCGCCUCACUCUCUCUCGUCUCGUCUCCCCCCACCCCGCUGCCGAAUCCCCAACCAAACCCCGCCGUCGCAAUCGUCCGCACGCGCGCGCGCGGGUUUCUGUGGACGCCGGCGUCCCCGGCCCGGAUUGAUCCCGCCGCUCCUCUCCUCUCCUCCUCCCGAUUCUCGCCAUCCAAUCAAUCUCUUCCUUUGCUCCCUUCCUUUCCCGGCCGCCUCCUGGUUUCUUGCCGAAAUUGCCUGCCACCUGUUUGGACUCUGGAGACGAGGGCGCGCGCAUAACUUGCCUCGCCAUUGCGGCUGCUCUGCUCAGCCCGGCUGCUUCCUUGGAUCUGCUAGCUCGCCCGCGCCGGCCUCCGGGGCGCGCUCCCCCGCUCCAAAUCUCGUCCUUGUUUUGGAGGUCCUCCUGUGCGGAUGAGGAGGGAAUCCUGACUUUUGCUGGGCUCCGGCGGUUCUCUUCCUGGAUCCUUGCGGCGGAGGCGUGCCGGGAUGGGUUUCUUGAUCUGCGCCUGCCUCCUCCAGCUGCUCUUCUUGGGCUCCUCUCCGGUGGCGGCGCAGUCGCCGUCGCCGGCGAGGGCCCUGGACGCAAUGCUGCAGGAGUACGCGUACCGGGCCUUCGUCCGGCCGCACACCGGCAUUGUCUACAACGGCACCGUGCCUUCGGACCUCGCCGGCGUCGCGGUGUCCGGGCUCCGCCUGCGCAGCGGCAGCCUGCGGAGGAAAGGCUUCUCCAACUACUUCAACUUCAGGAUCCCCCCUGGCGUCAUCGUGCAGCCGUACGUCGAGAGGGUGGUGCUAGUGUACCACAGCCUGGGCGACCUCUCGGAGAAGUACUACCCGCUCCCCGGCUACACCUAUCUCUCGCCCAUUCUCGGGCUGCUCGUCUACGACGCUGCCAACUUGUCAGCAGUGGGUUUGUCCGAGCUGAGCAUCGUCGCGUCAGGGAGCCCCAUUUCUGUGAAUUUCAGCAAUGUCAGGGCGGUGCCGCCAGGCAGUCCAGCGCCGCAGUGUGUGUGGUUCGAUUUGGAUGGCGUGCCACAGUUCCGGGCCUUGGAGGCAAACAACGUGUGUGCAACGUAUCGCCGAGGGCACUUCUCCAUAGUGGUGAACUCCAGUGAGGUUGCUCCUGCUCCAGGUCCUUCAGGCGCAAUUGCCCCGCCAAUACCGACUGAUGGUGGUCGUGAUAAGGGUAGUUCGGACGCAUGGAAGAUUGCCGUCGGCGUUGUUGGGGGUGUCAUUGCAUUGGGGCUGUUGGCUUUGCUUCUGGUAUGUUUCCUCAGAUAUAAAAAGGAAAAGAAGAUGGAGGUUAUGGAACGAAAUGCAGAGGUCGGGGAGACUUUGCGCAUGGCGCAGGUUGGGCGGACGCAAGCGCCUGUAGCGUUCGGAACGCGAACAAAACCUGUGAUUGAGAGUGAGUAUGUUGCCUAGUUGAUUUUUGGUGUUUUGCAGAAUUCAGGCAACAGCAGCAAUGCUCUAAGAUGAUGCCCUGAGAUGUGGAAUUGUCCACCGGUCAGUUGAGGCAGAAAGCAUUCCAUAUCAGUGAGGGUGCUGUGAAUUGCUAGGUUUAGGGUUCAGCUGCUGCUCCUUGCGGGUAGCAAAUUCUUUUGGCGGUUCUUAUUAGGACUUGAAUUGUUCUGCAAUGGUUACUGUUGAUGUUCAUAGUCGCCUGUUCCUUGUUGGGUUCGUCUGCAAGCAAGCAAUGGAGAAGAGAUAUUUAUCAUGCCAGAUUUGGAAUCCUUUGAUUAUUUUUUCAUUGGUGUAUUCAAAAGGAAAAUGGGCCUGGCAAUAAAGCAGGUAAUAUUCAUUGAA